Messenger RNA from Pseudogymnoascus destructans, 1405 nucleotides. RefSeq lists its product as uncharacterized. The transcript is spliced from 4 exons. Gene Ontology annotation, biological process: fatty acid beta-oxidation. Lineage: Eukaryota; Fungi; Ascomycota; Leotiomycetes; Thelebolales; Thelebolaceae. The coding region runs from base 100 to 927 and encodes 275 amino acids. The record is from RefSeq and is a predicted model, not a curated record. Gene Ontology annotation, cellular component: peroxisomal matrix.
CUCCCAUAUUUAACAUUCUACCUAAACCAUUAAUCAUUUAAAAACGAACCCACACAAACUACAUUUAGUGUACCUAUUCUAGCUUUGACUAUCAUCAACAUGCCGCCGUUUCACAAAUAUAGGGAUAUCGAAGUGGAGGUGACUGGCCAAAUCGGCAUUAUCAAGCUAAACAGACCGGAGGCCCUCAAUGCAUUCAGCAGCGUGCUAAUGUCCGAUGUUAUCUCUGCAAUAAGGGAACUGGACGAGCAUUCCGAUACUGUUUUCACUGUUCUCACGGGGAAAGGCCGAUUUUUCUCCGCAGGAGUGGAUGUGAAGGGGGAGGAAAUAGGCCUUGGGGAUGUUCCUGCCGCCGAGAAAAAAGUGCGUGCGUUGUCUAAAUUGGCCAGAGCUACGGAAAUGUUACGUUUGAUUAUCGACCACAAAAAGGUAUUUGUCCUUGCCCUUAAUGGGCCUGGUGUAGGUGGUGGCGCAGCUUGGUUUCAGGGAGUUGCCGACAUUGUGUUAGCUGCAGAAGGGGCGUGGAUGCAAGUCCCCUUCAGUGCUCUCGGUUUAGUACCGGAGAACGGCUCGGCUAUAAACUUUGCGCAAAGUAUGGGGGUGCAUCGGGCCAACGACUUUCUCAUGUUUGGUCGGAAAUUGACGGCGGAGGAGUUAGAACAGUGGGGAUUGGUGAAUCGUAUUUUUCCUGCCAACGAUUUCCAUAAGAGGGUUGUGGAGUUCCUUGAGGAUCAACUGGCUGUGAAUGAUGGCAAAAGCAUGAUGGAGACCAAGAGAUUGCAGAAUGCACCCUUGCGAGACGGGAGAAUUAUUGCUUUGUUCAACUCUAUUGAUGCCCUGGCGGAGCGAAUUGUAGAGGAUGCACCAACUAAACGAUUUAUGGAGAAAAAGAAGGAGUUGAAGCUUAAGAGCAAAGGCUCGAAACUCUGAAACCUUAUUGCAAUAUCCGAAAAAUUGGCCUCGAGAUCGCCAUUACCUCGUUACAAUACUACGAGGAGGCUUAGCUAAAAAAAAAUGUUUCUAAACAAGCACGUGAAAGGUUCUAUCACUCUCACCUAUUUCGAACAGCGCAGUGAAAAUGUGUGAGUUCUAUGGUAAAGACUGUAUAUUUGGUCAUUAACUGAUCUUGAGACUUCGAACAUGAGGCGCAUACCGUCCCAACAACCAUUUCCAUAGGAUUUCCCCCAAUAGGAUGCACAUCGUGAGACUUUACCCACGUUGUCGAAUUCCCCGAUCAUAUCCUUCUCAGAGUCGGCUGGCCUUUUCUUUCUCGAAACAUUGAUGUACCGCUUUCCAAUCACGUCCUCUAGGUAACGUACAUGUAUAACGAACCGGCCAAACAAGCGAACCGGCCAAUCCAUUUUACACCUUAAAUCACGAAUUUCAUAACUUAAUAUCUCAACAACCC